Eufriesea mexicana is the source of this 4058-nucleotide messenger RNA. RefSeq names its product ribosome biogenesis protein BMS1 homolog. The record is from RefSeq and is a predicted model, not a curated record. Gene Ontology annotation, biological process: ribosome biogenesis; endonucleolytic cleavage of tricistronic rRNA transcript (SSU-rRNA, 5.8S rRNA, LSU-rRNA); maturation of SSU-rRNA from tricistronic rRNA transcript (SSU-rRNA, 5.8S rRNA, LSU-rRNA). Bases 234 to 4058 code for a protein of 1274 amino acids. The transcript has 2 exons. Gene Ontology annotation, cellular component: nucleus; 90S preribosome. Lineage: Eukaryota; Metazoa; Arthropoda; Insecta; Hymenoptera; Apidae. Gene Ontology annotation, molecular function: GTP binding; U3 snoRNA binding; GTPase activity.
UAUAUAUUAUAUUCUAAAUUAUAAUAUCUGCUUAUUGUGAAAACACUGAAAUAUUUUCGGAUAUUACAUCGUUUAUUCCUACUUGGAGUAUGUGCAUAAAAUGUAUCAUUGGUAUAAUAUAACCUUAAUACUGAGGUGAAAUACACCAGAGCAGUUAGUGUGAAUUUUUGGUAUUAUUAAUGUAAUACACGUAACCCGGUUGUAAAUUACAGAUUAUAUAAAAAUAAUUGAAAAUGUCAAAAGAAUCAAAUGGUACGAUUACCCAUAAAAUUCAUAGAGAACGCAAUGCCGGUCGUAAAGCAGAAAAAAAGGAAGCAAAGAAAAAUCAUGCUGAAGAAUUCACGGACAAACAGAAAAAUCCAAAAGCAUUUACAUUUAAUUCCGCAAUUAAGGCAGAAAGACGCUUUAGACGAAAACAAGACAUAGAAACAAAGAAACAACACAUACCAUUGGUUGAUAGAACACCUCUUGAACCUCCUCCUGUUUUAGUUGCUGUUGUUGGUCCUCCAAAAGUUGGUAAAUCUUUAGUAAUUCAGUGCCUUAUUAAGAGUUAUGUGAGACAACCAUUGGUCAAUAUACUUGGUCCUGUUACUGUUGUUUCUAGUAAAAAAAGGAGAAUUACUUUUAUGGAAUGCAACAAUGAUAUAAACAGUAUGAUAGAUAUCGCUAAAGUAGCAGACCUUGUACUGCUCUUAAUAGAUGCAUCCUUUGGUUUUGAAAUGGAAAUAUUCGAAUUUCUAAAUAUCUGUCAAGUUCAUGGUAUGCCUAGAAUAAUGGGUGUUUUAACUCACUUAGAUUUAAUAAAACAAGCAAAACAGUUGAAAAGAACCAAGAAGAUAUUGAAACAAAGGUUUUGGACAGAAGUUUAUGCUGGAGCAAAAUUGUUUUAUCUGUCUGGAUUAAUUCAUGGAGAAUAUUUACGUACAGAAGUUAAGAAUUUAGCUAGAUUCAUAUCUGUCAUGAAAUUUAGGCCAUUAACUUGGCGUACUACGCAUCCUUACAUUAUGGUUGACAGAGUGGAAGAUUUAACAUCUCCAGAAUUAAUUAGACAAAAUUCAAAAGUUGACAGAACAAUUAGUUUAUAUGGGUACGUAAGGGGAAUUCCAUUAAACAAAGAAACAUCCAUACAUAUCCCUGGUUGUGGAGACCUAAAAAUCAAAGAUAUUAGCUUUCUGCCAGAUCCAUGUCCUUUACCAGAAGAAUUAAAGAAACGUGCAUUAGUAGAAAAAGAGAGAUUAAUUUAUGCACCUUUUUCUGGUGUUGGUGGUAUUGUAUAUGAUAAAGAUGCUGUUUAUGUUGAAUUGGGUGGUAGCCAUUCUCAUCAAGAGGAAGAGACAGGUUUGAUUGGAGCAUUAAUGGAUGCCCAAGAAACAUUAGAUCAAAAAUUACAACACAGUGAAUUACAAUUGUUUAGUAAUGCUGCUCCUAUAAAAUCACAAGAUAUAAAUGAAGAUUUUGGCAAUUAUAAGACAGAAACUGUAAAUGAUAAUGGUAGAAUCAGGAGAAAGGUUUUAUUCCUUGAUGCUGAAUCUUUAGCAAAAUCUUCUGAUAUGUCGGAUGAAAGUGAUCAGGAAGAUGUCAAAGAUGAGGAAUUGCAUAGCGAUCAAGAUGAAAAAACUGAAGGCGAUGUGGAAGAAGUACAUGAAGCGAUAACAAAAGUUGAAUGUCUAAAAGAAGUGGAUGAUGACAGCUUGGAAGAUAUAAAAUUGAGUGAACAAGAUGAACAUAAUAUUAAAAAAAUGAAUAAGAGGAAAGGCAUGAAGAGAAAAAAUGAAAUUUGCCAACUAGAAAAUGUUAAAAAGAGGAAAAGUUUGCCAAAUGUAUCGAAUCUGGAGAACAGCGACGUGUCUACUAUGAAACAGAAGUUUUCAAAUUUGACAGAUUCUGGGGUUUCAGAAAUAUCAAAUACUGUAGAUGUUUAUCAUUCCCUAAGCAAGGAAUCAGAUAUCUUAAUAAAGAAUAAGAUUAAAAAUGUACUGGAUCAAUUAAAUUCAGAGACGACUAAAUCAAAGGAGAAAAUGAAUAUCGAGAAUGAAAGCUUUGAUGAACUUAGUGAUGGAGAUUCUAGAGUUGAUUUAGAAAUAGAUGACGCAGAAGAAGAAACUGAUUUUCGGUAUGAGGCCUCCGACGAAGAAGAUUACGAAGAAAAAGAAAAUAAAGAAGAUGAAAAUAUCAAAAUCGAUAGUAUUGGAGAAACUGACAAGAUCGAGAAUGAAGAAGAAGUUGAAGAUGAAAUAAAAUGGAAAUCAAAUUUAGUUGAGAAGGCCAGACAAGCAUUUGAAAAUCGCCAGCGAGAUAACAUAAAUCUCAUGAAAAUCGUUUAUGGAGCAUUUGAUAAAAAUUGCAUAGAAAAAGAAAAUAAAGAAGUGGAGAAAGUUGAGCACGAAAAUACCGAAAUAGGUGGUAUCUUUCGUGUAGUUCAAGAACAACAAAAACAAGGAAUACAUGAACGAGAACUACAAAACCAAGAGGAGUGUAUAUUUUUUCCAACAAAUCAGCGUGAUUGGUUGACUGAAGAAAAUAAGAUACUUGUAAUGAAUCGCUUCGUAACCGGAAAAUGGAAAGAAUCAGAAGACGCAGAAGAACUUUUAAAAUUAGAUGACAUAAAUGAUGAGGAAUUGUACGGAGAUUUUGAAGAUUUAGAAGCUGGGAAAAAACACGAAACAAAAGAACCAAUAGUGGAUGUGGUAGAGGAGAAGAAAAAGCUUUUAGAAAAAAAGAAAAAAUUAAAAGAACAGUUUGAUUUAGAGUACGAUAAUGACGAGAAUAAAACAUAUUACGAUGAAUUAAAACUAGAGGUUGAAAAGCAAGCGAAUCUAAAUAAAUCAGAAUUUGAGGGAAUAGAGGAUAAUGUGAGAGUGCAGUUGGAAGGUUAUCGUCCAGGUAUGUACGUUCGUGUUGAAAUUGAAACUGUACCACAUGAACUUAUUACUCAUUUAGAUCCCACAUAUCCAUUGAUUAUUGGGGGACUUUUACAUGGGGAAGAGAACAUAGGAUACGUACAGACAAGAAUAAAAAAGCAUCGAUGGUAUCCAAAAAUUCUAAAGAGCAAAGAUCCAUUGAUACUUUCCGUAGGAUGGCGUCGAUUUCAAACGUUACCAAUUUUCUCAAAAUUAGAAGACAAUUUAAGAAAUAGGAUGUUAAAGUAUACCCCAGAACAUGUUGCCUGUAUGGCACAUUUUUGGGGUCCUGUUACACCACAGGGUACAGGUGUUUUAGCAGUUCAAGAUGUGGCUACUAGGCUACCAGGUUUUAGAAUAGCAGCAACAGGUACCAUUGUAGAAAUGGACAAGAGUACACAGAUCAUGAAAAAAUUAAAACUUACCGGUGUUCCAAUGAAGAUUUACAAAAAAACUGCUUUCAUAAAAGAUAUGUUUAAUUCAGCGCUUGAGGUAGCAAAAUUUGAAGGUGCCAGAAUAAAAACUGUAUCUGGUAUACGUGGUCAAAUAAAGAAAGCUCUAUCAAAGCCCGAAGGAUGUUUCCGCGCAACAUUCGAAGAUAAAAUACUUUUGAGCGAUAUUGUUUUCUGUCGAACUUGGUACAAAGUUGAUGUUCCAAAAUUUUAUAAUCCUAUUACUUCACUCUUAUUACCUCCCGAAGAAAAAAAUCAUUGGCAAGGUAUGAAAACAACUGGUCAGUUAAAAAGAGAAAAGAAUAUACGUAUACCUGCUAAUAAAGAUUCUAGUUAUACGCCUGUCGAAAGACCAGUAACAACGUUUAAACCCUUAUCUAUACCUCGAAGCUUACAGAAAGAGCUUCCGUAUCGAGACAAACCGAAAUUAAUGCCAAUUCGUGACAGGGACAAAUCGAUCUUUAAAAGUGGUAGGAUAGCAGUAGUACGUGAACCAAAAGAAGCGAGAGUGGCGAGCCUCAUGCAAAUGAUCAAAACCAAUUAUGCUUAUAAACAAAAACAACUUAGAGAAACUACAAAACAAAGAAUUAAGGCACAUCGAACUCAAAUUGCUGCCGUGGAAGCACGGAAACUCCAGAGACAAAAAGAAUUUAAGAAACACGUGUUCAGAGAACUUAGUAAGUUAGAGAAAAAAAAGAAAACGUAG